This is a messenger RNA of Penicillium paradoxum, 642 nucleotides long. RefSeq lists its product as uncharacterized. The record is from RefSeq and is a predicted model, not a curated record. Bases 1 to 642 code for a protein of 213 amino acids. The transcript has a single exon. NCBI's taxonomy places the organism in Eukaryota, Fungi, Ascomycota, Eurotiomycetes, Eurotiales, Aspergillaceae.
AUGUCAUUCUUCUCAGCGCUCUGUGGCUGUUUGGCCCGAGAUGCACAGGACGAGAAAUAUCAUGCAUCCCCCCAAACAACGACCCAAGGACUCAAUCCCACUGGCACCCAGACUGGGAGCUUCACAGUCUCUGGGGAAGGCGAAUUCAUCCGCUCAGCCCCAACGGGUGGCCAUGGGCACGGUCCCUCGCACUCUGACUCGCAGGAUGGGGGCUAUUCUAGCGUGGUGCCACUCCCGCAGUACACAGCCCGUCCUAUGAGUCUCCACGAGAAGACUCUAGAAGCUCACAUGCGUGACCCAUCCGUAUCGUCAGAGUCACAGAACUCUUAUCCGCAAGACGAGAAGAACGCCGAUCAUCACGAUGAAGAAGUCACCUCCGACAGCUCAUCGGCUAUCUCUUUUCCAAGCAGCUACGGUAAUACUUCCACUGCAACGAGAGAGACGCCACCACCGCCGUAUUCUCCUCGUCAUUCUGCAAUGCUAUGUCGGUCCCGGUCUAUGUCCAUCUCGUCCGCUAUGGCGGUCAUUAUUAAUCCACCACCCGCUGCGCGGGUGAACGGAUCCCGGACUGGGCCUACAUACUCCGAGGAGGAUGAUCGGUCUAUUCGUCGGCAUCGACGAGUCUCUUGGGAGAGCCAAUGA